Oppiella nova is the source of this 894-nucleotide messenger RNA. The record is from the annotation of a GenBank genome assembly. NCBI's taxonomy places the organism in Eukaryota, Metazoa, Arthropoda, Arachnida, Sarcoptiformes, Oppiidae.
AUGCCAAACGGUCGAUCGGCCUAUUGGCCGAUUGACCUAUCCUUUGACACUGCAGUCGCCCGUUUGGUCGGAGUGGAGGCCACGCAAGCGGGCACUACCCGUGCGAUAAGUACGGAUUGGAUUUUGGAUUACUUAAAUCAUAAUAUACUGUUCGUAACCACCGAUGAUAUGGUUUGGGGUCAUAAUAUGUGGGGACAGUUGGGUAGAGAUGUGACACCAAAAGGGGCUUAUUUAAAAGCCGAGAGAAUAUCGUAUUUCGAUGAAAAAGAUGUCCAACAAAUCAGUUGUGGUUUUCAACACUCACUGGCCCUCACAUCCAAUGGACAGGUUUAUGGGUGGGGACGUAAUAUUAAGGGACAGAUUGGUUGUGGAGACAAACAAAAUGAUAAUUUUGAUGAAAAAGAAGUGCAAAAUCUGGUGAAUGUUAGAUCAGAAUAUGUGGUCAGAUAUUACCACUCAUGGACUGAACCGGAUUUUGGUUACAUUCAGAUGGAGUUGUGUUCACAAAGUCUACGGAAUAUACUUGAAGUCAAACAUACAAUCUUAGAAUGCGUUCAAUACUUGCAUGGAUUGGAUCCACAGAUGAUUCACAGAGACCUCAAACCCGACAAUAUAUUGAUUGCACACAACGUAAGGAACGGUAGAUUUGUUAAGUUAUGUGACUUCGGUUUGGCUACAGUUCACGACAAACGCAUUCACUACAGGACUACACGUAAACAUACGGCAGAUAUUGGGGACAUGAGAUAUAUGGCCCCUGAAAUUGGUCAGGGUGAAAAAUACGGCCUUAAAAUUGGAAUCAUAGGCCGGGAUGUAGUGAAGUGUUGCAGAAUUAUAAGGAGUGGUCUAUCGAUAGAGAUAUUCUCACGAAUCGCACGGAAUUUGACGAAACAUUGA